Messenger RNA from Prorocentrum cordatum, 2168 nucleotides. The record is from the annotation of a GenBank genome assembly. Lineage: Eukaryota; Dinophyceae; Prorocentrales; Prorocentraceae.
GGCGCGAUGGCGAUGACGACCAUCGUGCCGCACAACAGGAGCCGGCAAUGCCACGACGACGAUGAUGAUGUCAUGUGGGGCGAUGGCUACCCUCACGUUCGCGUGCGUUGGCCUGACCUUGUGGGGAUCACGGUGCAGCAGAGGGCGCCCCAGCUGCACUGCGUGACGGAGUCCACCUGGAUCCCCGCAGCCGUGGAGACAGUGGACGGCUUGGUGUGGACAUGCGAUAGGAGCCCGUUCAACAAAAGAGGUGACGCAGCCAGCGUGCAGUCUCGCAAGCGCUCGGUCGAGAAAGCUGGCAUCCUCAACAUUCGCGCUGGGUCCUGGGUUGUGCCGAGGGACGAGAUCGACAUCACUGUGUACGCGGAUAGGGCUUCCAAGACCACGAAGACUGUCACGCUCCAGCGCUACAAUUUGCUCCACUGGGCCACGCCCUACGAGGGCUUGCAGGCCGCCGUGAAUGACGAAGGCAACGCUGGCAAUUCAGUCGUGGAGGCGUCGUUGCGAGAUGGCCUCCAGAAUUGCAAAGUGUUCCACAAGCGAACCCCCGCGUACGUGCAGGAGUACUUCGUCGACGUUGGCAACGAGACGAACGACGAGCAGAGUUCGCGGACUGCCCUCCAGGUGCUGAUGCCCCAUGACAGCGUCGAGUCGACCUUCUUCCAGAAGAAGAAGCUGUACGAGUGGUCAGUGGCAAGCUUGGGCCAGCGGCAAUACGCAGAGAAGAGGUUCGAGGUCGCUGAGAGCAUGUUCGUUAACCGUUGGCGUUCGAGCCACCAGUAUGAUCAGAGCCUCAGCGCGCACAAAGAAGCAGAACAUAAAGACAACGUGCUGCCCUCGGGCAAGAGAGUCUGGGACGCCGUGUGGGAGCAGAGCCAGGCCAGCGUUGAUUGGAUGCACCCAUCGAUCAACGGCAAGCACUGGAAGGUCAUCGACAAGUUCGUCCAUUGCAUGAAGCUCGUGAAGAAAGGCUUCCCUGGCUACGCCGUGGACUUGUUCCUGCUGUCGUUGCCCCGCAUUCCGACCGCGGUCGUGGGGGUCUCAACCUUCUUCCCGCAGGGCCUGGAUGUCGAGGCAGCGAGGGUGGAGGCUAGCGCCAAGAAGAAGGCGCACAAGAGGCGUCGGACCGUUGCUCUCGAGGAAGGGCCUGGCCUGGACUCGGCCAGGACCACGGCGUGGCUGGACGACUUGACUAAUUUCUUGGACUACUGCCCCUCUAAGCUCAGGUGCGAUGCAGACGCGAUCAACAGCAUGAAGUAUAUUUCAAUGUGUGCGACUUCCACUGGCUCCGUACGCCUCUACUCUCAGCCCAACGGCCAGAAACAGACCGUCAUCACCAAGUGGAGCACUCUGAGAAAGAUAAUGAAGAAGGAUGCUUAUCGGCGAUCCCAGCUUCAGCCGAGGCCGACGGACCCUGACUUCAACGUGGGCGAGACUUUGGACGCCGCGCCGAUUCAGGACGACGUUCACGUCCCCCCCGAGGACAUGAUCUCCGACUACUUGCCUGUCGUUGGGGGCAUCGUGGCGCACUUGAAGAAACACCCGCCCGAUGACGAGGAGUCCUGGAAGACCAUGGUCUCCCAGGGAGUCGGGGCCGUGGUGAUGAGUAGCAUGGCCAAGAUCUACAGCGAUAAGGACUGCAGCCCUGGGGCUGCUUCGAAGUACGUGGUGGAAGCGGCCGCAGACUUCGCGCUCACGCUACUUCCCUUCAAUGUCGACGUAGACUUCGAGAAGCUGCUGCGAGCGAUCAAGGACAUGAAGUCGGAUGUUCCCGAAGCGUGCCAGCAGCUCGUGAUUUUCCAAGAGAAGGGCUUUCUCAAACCCAAGUCCAUGCGAUGGAAUCUCGCGAUUCGCGUGGUGUGCGAGAUGGGCCAGGUCAGAACUCCCAGCGGGGCCCAGGUCAUCGGCAAUGAGGUAAUACAGGUGCUCGAAGUGUGCAAGGACUCGUUCAAGUUCUGCAGUGGUGCGCAGGAUGAAGAGCCCUGGGUGGUUGGGACCGAAGCAACCUACAACCUGACGUUCCACGAUGCCCUCGACAAGCUCUACGGCGCAGUUCUGACGUUCGUGGCCCACGACACCGCGGCCCUCGAGAACGACGCGGCGGCUUUCAAGGAGAGGAUCUGCAAGAUGAAGGGCAAGGACCUCGGCGCCAUGUGCAAGCAGGAGAA